AUGGAAAUGCUACUGUUUGGUGUCUGGGCCCUGCUGGCUUUGAUCUCUUCCUCAGGGGCCACUGAAGGGCUAUUUGAGGUGUCUGUUUGGCCAGAUCAGGCCCUGGUGAAGUUUGGACAGUCCCUUAUGGUCAACUGCAGCACUACCUGUCCAGACCCAGGACCCAGUGGAAUUGAUACCUUCUUAAAGAAAACCCAGGUGGGCAAAGGGCCUCAGUGGAAGGAGUUUCUCCUGGAGGAUGUCACCGAGGAUUCCAUUCUGCAGUGCUUCUUCUCUUGCUCAGGGAUCCAAAAGGACACAAGCCUGGGCAUCGUCGUGUAUCAACCACCGGAGCAGGUGAUCCUGGAGCUGUUGCCUAUGUGGGUGGCCUUGGACGAAGUCUUCACAGUGAAAUGCCAUGUACCCAGGGUAGCACCCCUGGAGAACCUCACCCUUACGCUUCUCCAGGGUAACCAAGAACUGCAUAGAAAGAACUUUAUGAGCGUGGCUGUGGCCUCCCAGAGAGCUGAGGUCACCAUCAGUGUCAGAGCACAAAGGGAAGAUCACAGGUGCAAUUUCUCCUGCCAUGCAGAACUGGACCUGAGUUCACAUGGCGGCGGGCUGUUUCAGUCCAGCUCAGCCAGCAAGGUUCUCCAGAUUUUUGAAUUCUCUCAGCACCCCCAAAUUUGGGUCUCUCCACUUUUGGAGGUUGGGACGGCAGAGACUGCGAGCUGUGAGAUGGCUAGGGUGUUCCCAGCUAAAGAGGUGGUGUUCCAGAUGUUCUUGGGAGACCAGGCACUGAGCCCCUUCCUCUCCUGGGAGGGAGACACCGCCUGGGCCAAUGCCACUGUUCGGGCCAUGGAGACCGGUGACCAGGAGCUGUCCUGCCUUGCAUCUCUGGGUCCAAUGGAACAGACAACAAGAGAGCCGGUGCACGUCUAUAGCUUCCCUCCACCAGUCCUGGAGAUAGAAGAGCCAUACCCAUUGGCAGGGACAGACACUAAUGUGACCUGUGCGGGGCAUGUGUUAACAUCACCCACUCCUACUCUUCGGCUUCAGGGAGCCCCAGACAACCCUGCCCCUGGGGAGCCUGCCUGGCUUUUACUUACCACCAGGGAGGAAGAUGAUGGCCGAAAUUUCUCCUGUGAGGCCUCUUUGGAGGUUCAGGGUCAGCAGUUGAUCAAAACCACCACAGUCCAGCUCCAUGUCUUAUACAAGCCAAGGUUAGAGGAAUCUAGUUGCCCUGGCAACCAGACAUGGAUGGAAGGGAUGGAACAGAUGCUUGUCUGUGUCCCAGAGGGAAAUCCAACUCCAUCGUUGGUGUGUACCUGGAAGGGAAUGAUGUUUGACCUUGAAGUACCACAGAAGGCAACCCAGAACCACACUGGAACCUACUGCUGCACGGCCACUAACCAGCUGGGCUCUGUCAGCAAAGACAUUGCUCUCAUUGUUCAAGGACUGGAUGUAGGAUUCGGCUCCACCAUCUUCAUCAUCAUCAUUGUCGCCCUUGGAGUGGGUGUAAUCACCAUAGCACUGUAUUUGAACUAUCAGCCCUGCAAGAGAGAGAGGAGGAAGUUGCCCUAUAGGCAGAAAGAGAAGAACAAGGAUGAAGAAAGUCAGUUUGCUGUUCAACAAGCAGAAACAUGUACCACACAUAACUGUUAA
This is a messenger RNA of Molossus molossus (Pallas's mastiff bat), 1644 nucleotides long. Its product is annotated as intercellular adhesion molecule 5. Gene Ontology annotation, molecular function: integrin binding. Gene Ontology annotation, cellular component: membrane. Gene Ontology annotation, biological process: cell-cell adhesion. NCBI's taxonomy places the organism in Eukaryota, Metazoa, Chordata, Mammalia, Chiroptera, Molossidae. The record is from RefSeq and is a predicted model, not a curated record. The transcript has 7 exons. The coding region runs from base 1 to 1644 and encodes 547 amino acids.